This is a messenger RNA of Clunio marinus, 1004 nucleotides long. Lineage: Eukaryota; Metazoa; Arthropoda; Insecta; Diptera; Chironomidae. The record is from the annotation of a GenBank genome assembly.
GGGUUAUUCGUUGCAUACUAGUGCUUUAAAGACGUGAAACACUGGAUAAUUCUCUCGAAAAAUUGACUACACAGAUGGCUUCUACGGACAUUCAGCAUAAUCCUGAACUUAAGGAUGCUCACUCAAAUCCAAUACAUGCAGAGCUGGUGAAACAUCCUUUACAGCAUGCUUGGACUUUGUGGUAUUAUGAGCCUGAUAGAACUAAAACAUGGGAAGACAAUCAGAACCAAGUCUCAACAUUCAACACAGUCGAAGAUUUCUGGAGCUUGUUUACUCAUAUCAGACAGCCUAGUGAAGUGAAAAUUGGAAGUGAUUACUCACUUUUUAAAGAAAACAUUCGACCUAUGUGGGAAGAUAAAGCAAAUAAAAAUGGAGGUCGUUGGAUGAUAUCUUUGAACAGAAAUCAACGCCCUGAAUUAGAUCGCUAUUGGAUUGACACUGUUCUAUGCUUGAUUGGAGAAGCCUUUGAGAAUUUUGACGAUGUAUGCGGUGCAGUUGUUAACAUUCGUCCAAAGGGUGAUAAGAUUGCUGUCUGGACAAGCAACAGCAACAAUAAAGAUGCAUUAAUAGAGAUAGGAAGAAAGCUUAAAGAAGGUCUUAAUCUUCCUGAACGCUUCAAAAUCCAUUAUCAAACCCACAAUGACGCAAUGGUUAAAAACUCGUCAACAGUUAAAUCGCUCUAUGAAAUCUAAGUUAUGAUUUUUCUUCAUUUCCCUUUGCGAAUUUCUCCUUUUUUUGAUUGUUUUAUGAUGCAUUCAUUGCUCUUCCUUUUUCGAUUCCGCCUAACAGGACAUUUAGUUAUUUUUCUACCUUUUCUUUUUUUUCCCUUCAUGCGCAUCGUUCAAAUAUUUCUCGCUGGCUAAUGUUUAUGGAUGGAAUUUAUUUAAUUGAAGCUUAAGCUUAAUUUAAAGCAAGCCUAAAGGAUUCUUGCUAAAUAAAUAAAACUAAAAUGUUAAAUGAAGGAUUGAUAAACUCUGAAAUAAAUACUUAAAAAAGGAAACAAA